ACAUUAUCCUAAUAGUUUAAUGAUAAAGAGUUAAAGGACUAAAGUAGCAAUUUACUACGAAAAUAUCCAAAGCCCCGUUUGCAAGCAAUUUCCACGUUUGUUUUUGGGCAACAAUAAAAAUUUCGAUUUGAUUUUCGGUGGCGCUCUCGCGCUUUCUCUCGCCCAUUCCCAUUCCCCACUCUACCAGCAUUUCCGUUCUAGGGUUUCAUUUUUCUCAAACAGUUUCGACUCUUUCUUCAGAAUCUAUAUUCGAUCGAGGAAGAAGGGAUCUGAGUUGAUUUCGUGCUUAAAUUUUUUUUUCUUCUCAUCAAAUUUGCCGAUAUGAAGCUCACUGUGAAGACUCUGAAAGGCCGCCACUUCGAGAUUAGGGUUCAGCCGUCCGAUACUAUAAUGGCGGUGAAGAAAAACAUUGAAGAUGUACAAGGAAAAGACAAUUAUCCAUGUGGUCAGCAGCUUUUGAUUCACAAUGGGAAGGUUUUGAAAGACGAGACUACCCUGGUGGAUAACAAGGUGUCUGAAGAUGGUUUUCUCGUUGUUAUGCUUAGUAAGGCCAAAACAUCGAGUUCUGGUGGGCCAUCAGCUGCUCAGCCUACAUCUACUGCUGCCCCAAGUUCUGCGCCUGCACCUGCAUCUGCACCUACACCUACACCUGCGCCUGCGCCUGCGCCUCAAGCCCCUAGUCCAGUUCCUGCCUCUUCAAAUGCAUAUGGUGAAGCUGCUUCUAAUGUAGUUUCUGGAAAUAAUGUUGAGCAAACUAUUCAGCAUUUAGUGGACAUGGGUGGUGGUGCUUGGGACAGGGAAACUGUUGUCCGUGCCCUUAGAGCUGCUUAUAACAAUCCAGAACGAGCUGUGGAUUAUUUGUAUUCAGGUAUUCCAGAAACAGCAGAAGUUGCUGUCCCAGUGGUGCAGACCACUAACUCAGCAACCCAAACGGGUCCAGCUCCUGGGGCACCCAAUUCAUCUCCACUAAAUUUGUUUCCUCAGGAGAACCCUUCUGGUGAUGCUGGUGCUGGUGCUGGAGCUGGAUCUCUUGAGUUUCUUCGUAACAAUGAACAGUUCCAAGCUUUGCGUUCAAUGGUUCAAGCUAAUCCUCAAAUUUUGCAGCCCAUGCUUCAGGAGCUUGGAAAGCAGAAUCCUCACCUUUUGAGAUUAAUAGAGAGUCACAAUCAAGAGUUUCUUCAGUUGAUCAGUGAGCCAAUGGAUGGUUCUGAAGGGUAAGGAGGAUACAACUUUGACAAUGCAUAUGCCAAGUCUGCUAAGUAAUUCGAGGGUUGUAAACCAGGUUUUUGUCAUCUGAAAUUGGAAAAUUUUUUCUUUUUUCCGUUGAGUUUCGGUGAUGCAUGGUUUUGUUAUUUUAAGGGUUGAAAAGUUGCAGUAUAACGUAUACUUGUUGGUUGCUAUCAUUAUUGUCGAGUACUUUAGCUAGUGUGGCUACUUGUAGAUUGUAGAUGUUUAAUCGAUUUUUAUCCUUGAAAAUAAAUUUUGUAUGUUAAGUUUAUGGUUGGAGGUCUUAAUCUAUUUUCAAACAGUAUUCAGUACGGUUAGUGUAAUAAUAUGUUUUUGUUCUGUCAUCAGAAGCAUACUUAAGCGUGUUGAUUUUAACUUUGUAUUUCUUUGUUUAGGGAUUUAUUUGAUCAGGCUGACCAGGAUAUGCCUCAUGCUGUUAGUGUUACACCAGCUGAACAGGAGAUCAUUCAGCGGGUAUUCAAACACUUCCCUUCCAUGACUCUUUGCUUAGAGGCAAAAGGAAAUAACUCCUUGUUGCCUUUGUACUCCUCUAGUUGACAUACUUUGCCACUUAAAACAACAUCAUUUGUCCUUUUUACAGUUUAAUUGAUUGCUGAUUCCGUUUCUGCUCUUUCAUUGCAGCUUGAAGGCAUGGGCUUUGAAAGAGCUCUUGUUAUUGAGGCUUUCCUAGCAUGUGACCGUAAUGAAGAAUUGGCUAUCAACUAUCUGUUGGAGCAUGGGGGAGAUUAUGAAGGUUAAAGUAGCAUAUUACUGUGACAUUCUCUAGCACCUAUAGUUAUAAUGAAGACUUUUGGAUUUCGCAGUAGGCUUAGUUAAUGAAACCUUAUUUGUGAUGUAAUGGCUAACUUCAUACGAGAUGUUGGCUGGUUUUCUUACCCUUUUUCCUUAGUUCCUUCAUUAUCAUCACCCAUGAUGGUUUUCGGAAAUGGUAUAGAAAUAUUGUCCAUCAGUGUUUAGAAUGUGUGUAUACUGCUUGACAAAUGUGCUGCUUAUUUUCUGCUGAGUGCAUAAUGCGUAUGAACUUUCUUUAACAGCAUCAUGUGUUCAAAAUACCAAAUAAUCUCUAGCCAUUUAUGCUUUCCAGAGUCCACCACAAAGGUACCAUACUUCUUGAUUACCUUACAAAGGUUAUCAAUCAAACAUACACACGAAUUUAUUGUUUUGAACCAUUUCCACUGGUACGACAAACAUGCGUAUGCUUUUAGACAUAGUAUAAUUUAGUGAACAUCAUCUUUCUGAGAUAUGAAAGAAGAGGUAUCUAGUCGAAAGUUUAAACAAAGCACUCCAACACGACAAACAUGACAAUAUUUUAAAACGCAUAACGGGAUUUCUGCAGUACGAUGAACCAAGGGAAUCAGUGAUAUCAAUUAGUUGAAACUAAUUGGAUACUUGGGCUCUUUAGUUGCACGAAAGAGACCAAAAUGUCUUUCAGUCGCUGCUCCCUGCUUCUCAUUCUCAUCAAACAUGGCAAACAGAUAGGUUUCUAUGGCUCUUCCAGGCCUCUUUGGAGUUCCAGCCCCGGAGUUGACGUGACGAAUUAGAUUGCUAACAUACUGUCUCGCAUUCCGCCAAGAAGCAGCAGGAGGAUUUCCAUAAGAUGGCCAGCCGGUUUCUGAUACCACAAUGCGUACAUUGCCACCGCCUUCUUUCUCAAGGGCAGAGUAACAAGCAUCCACCAUUGCAUCGAAAAUGUUCUGGUAUCUCAGCGAACCAUCCCAAACGACGUUGUCAGGAGCAUUGUUGAACAGCGCAUAAUCAAGCCCCACGUUUUGACUACCAAUGUAGCUGAAGUAAGGGUAUAUGUUAACCAACAACGGUGCAUUGUUGCGGACAAGGAAAUCAAUUAUGGGCCUGAUGAAUCGCUUCGCAUCAUCCCUGAAGGAACCUUGAGACGGAGGAUAAGAAACGUCUAUGAGAGCCAUGAAUGUUGCAGUAGAGACCUUGAUCCUGUCGCCUAGACCGGCUCCCCAGAUUGCUCUUUGCAAGUUUUCCAUGGCUGGGCCGACGUAUUGAGCCAUCCAGGAAGCAGUGGAGAUUUCAUUUCCAACAGCAAUGUAUUUGAAAUUAACAUCUGACGAAUAAGCUCGUAUGUUGGUCUGAACCCAAUUCACGGCUGCUGAAGAAUCUGUUGCAAGCCGUUGAAUGUCCUCGUUCGCAACAUCUACCAUAAGUUCAAUGUUGCUUCCUCGCAAGGCAUUCAGGACUUCCGGAACUGGAGCAUAGAUUCUCAUUCUCCCAAUGCCAUACUGCUUGUAAAGACCAAUAACGUCCUGUUUUGAAGGCAAAUUAUUGCCGUUUAGUCCAUAGCAGACGCCAAUCUGUGCGCUUACAUUUGAUACAUUGAAACUAAUUAGCAGAAACAGCCCAAUUAGUGCUAACACAGACACCAUUGGAAAAUGCAGAAUUUAGAGAAAAGAAAGCAAGAGGUAAAGGGAAAGCUUUUGAUGUUUGGAAUGAAUGGAUGCAUGUUCAAGCUGUGGUGCUGCUUCUAUUUAUACAAGUUUUCCGGGGAGUUUCAUGAUCAACAAGAAGUUGGGUUACAAAGAAUGAUUACUUUAGCCUGGACCCUCUAAAAUCCUCAGUGGGUAAAUAUCCUAUUGGUACCACUACCGCAUACGAAUGAUGGUAGACUCGAUGCUUAUUUCCAAGUCAAUGGCACGUGAUCAAGAAGCUUUCAUAUGAACUUGGCUGUUUUGAAUCAUCCUAGUUCAUCUGUACAAUGAUUAUGCUAUUGACAGACCUCCACUUCCACCUUUCUCCAUCCUCUUCUCAAUGCCUGUUCUGAGUCCCAAAAACAGAACCCACAAUUUACUUGUUACCCUUC
Oldenlandia corymbosa var. corymbosa is the source of this 4072-nucleotide messenger RNA. The record is from the annotation of a GenBank genome assembly. NCBI's taxonomy places the organism in Eukaryota, Viridiplantae, Streptophyta, Magnoliopsida, Gentianales, Rubiaceae.